This is a messenger RNA of Saccoglossus kowalevskii, 3309 nucleotides long. RefSeq names its product sushi domain-containing protein 2-like. Gene Ontology annotation, biological process: cell-matrix adhesion. The record is from RefSeq and is a predicted model, not a curated record. NCBI's taxonomy places the organism in Eukaryota, Metazoa, Hemichordata, Enteropneusta, Harrimaniidae.
AUGUUCACAGAAUUAUACCCGUAUGGAGUGAGCCAUGGUGAUGCCCAGUUACCUGUAGAAAAUGACGGCACGUCACCGGAAGUGGUACUAACUAAUAGUUUUCCGUAUUAUGGAACUUUUUACAAGUCUUUGUAUAUAAACACAAAUGGUGUAAUUUCAUUUGACAAUUCACUGAGAGAAUAUGAUGAGACAAGACCGAAAAUACCAAUCCGUAACGAUGACGAGGAUGGUAUUAAGUAUACACUCAUCGCACCCUUCUGGGCCGAUGUGGACCUUAACGUCGGUGGCUAUGUUCACUACAGACAAGUUAGUGACACGGUCAUGUUAGAAGAAAUCACUGAUGACGUAAGAAGACAUUUCAUUGCGGAAAGAGAUUUCAUGGCGAAAUGGGCUCUGAUCGCUACAUGGGACCGAGUCAAGUAUCACGGUUCGACUUCUAGUGAAGAAAAUACUUUUCAAGUUGUCAUGACAACCGAUGGUCGAUUCUCUUUCAUAAGUUUUAUUUAUGAGCGACUGGAAUGGGCUGGUAAUGAUGCAACAGAAUCGCUUCUUGCUGCGCAGGCUGGCUUUAAUGCUGGGGAUUAUGUGAACUUUUAUUUAUUGCCAAAUAAUCAACACUAUACCAUAGUGAAUUUAGCUUCGAGUAGUAACGUGGACAGUGAUGGUGUGUGGAUGUACAGGGUUGAUACAACUAUUGACAAUGUGCCGUGUGCAACAGGUUUAUGUAUAUACCCAUCUCUUGGAACCAUGCUUGGUGGUAAUGUAGUUUCAAUCAGCGGGCUUGCCUUUGAUAGCAGUGACGUCAUCAUAUGCAAAUUUGGAGACUAUCGACCAAUGAACGGUACCUUUAUCAGCAGCGACGAAAUACGGUGUACUACUCCUUCGUUUUUCGGAGUUGGUGUGAUGCUCGUAUCUGUAUCGCGAGACGGUGGUUUGACUUAUGAACCCACUGAAGCAGAAAACCAAGGAAGGUUUUACGUCCAAAAUUACGAUCGUGUAGAAGACGAUCACGUGACACGUGUAGAUAGCGGUUCGGACGACUGGAGGUUUGCCGGCAGACAGCUCACACUGGAAUGGGACUACGAGGAGAUCCCGGACGACAAGGUUGCAGUGGAGGUAUUCGUGUACCAGGAGCACGGCGCAGAGGGACCCCGGUGGGAGUGGGUAUAUACCAUCGACCCGAGUACUCCAAACGACGGCAGACUCACGUUCAUACCGACGCCCGUGGCCGCGGUGUCUGACGGGACUGACUAUGGCUCGAUACGUAUCAUCGGAGAAAAUAACCCAUUUGACGAUGGACAGUUAAACCAGUUCGCCGCCACGUCCGUUCAGCUUUACGGCGUUCAGUGCGGGCGUGGUUUGUUACCGUGUCCGUGUACAUUGCAACAGGUACUGGUGGACACCGGUAGAUGGCAGGUUGAUACAGGAUGUAGUAUGUUUCACGGAAGCAAGUGUACCUAUCACCAGGGGGCGCUUCACUGUGCUAGAUCAGCCAUGCCAACAAACCUGGGUGGUGGUAACCAGUGUUGCUAUGACGCGGAUGGCAAUCUGAUGUUCUCAUCGGACACCGACCAAGGGAGCACGCCUGACAGAUAUCACACAUGGGGAUAUCAUCCAUAUAAUGAACUUGGCAGAGUGCCAAGUAUGUCACAUUGGCUUGAUGACGUAGUUACUUUCUACUACUGUUGUCUGUGGUCAGACUGGUGUUGGAAAUACAUGGAGCUACGAGCAACCACGGACUGUAUUGAUUACGAACCUUCGAGACCAGCGGUUGUCGUAGGGGAUCCACACUUCGUCACAUUGGAUGGACUAGAAUAUGCGUUUAAUGAUAUGGGUGAAUUUAUUUUGCUGAAGACAAACGACGACAAGAUUGAACUUCAAGGAAGAUUUGAAAAAGUUAAAGACAGCGAAGGAAAGGAAGUUAAUGCCACCGUGUUGACUGCCGUCGUCAUGCAAGAUACGCUUUACAGUGGAGCCAAAGUUGAGAUAAGACUGCACGAACAAACAUUAAUGGAAAUACUAGUUAACGAACAAAUAAUAAGUCUCGGUGGUCAAACCUGGUUAGACUUCGAUGGAGUUGCUCUGAAAAAUCACGAGCGUUACCUUGACGACAGUAAUAUUGCUCAAGUUACCGUAAUACUAGAACGUGGCAUUGGUGUUGACGUCAUAGCCAAUCAUGACCUGCUGACCUUACACUUUCUCCUACCAAUAACACUGAAAAACACUGUAAAUGGUCUUUUUGGUAACUGGAACGAGGACCCCACUGAUGACCUUACUACACCAACUGGCACCAUCAUCAAUUAUAAUUCUCCACCCGAGGUGAUAUUCGAAGACUUCGGACGAUCAUGGGAGAUUACCAACACCAAUAUGUUCGCAUACGAUGCCGGUAAAAGCCAUACAGAUUACCACGACGCAGACUUCGUGCCGGUAUUUGAACCACCAAGCGACGAGGAGUUACCGCGGGAAUUGUUGGAUGAUAUGGAAGAACUCUGCAAGGGCAACAUGCAAUGCGAAUUCGACGUAAGGACGACAGAGAGACUUGAUAUUGGGGGAGUAACCAAAGACGGGGUCGAUCGGUACGAAAACAUUAGCAGAAGUGCACAAAAAGUUGUUGCAUGUCCGCACAUCCCAACACCAAGGCAUGGAUACAAAACUUUCGAUGGUGAUACGAGGCAUCAUUUGGAAGGCAGUGUCAUCACGUUUUCUUGUCACGAUGGAUUUGUUCAGACGGGAACACCGACCAGGGAGUGUCAAUACAACAGUAAAUGGACGGGUGACGAUGUUCUAAAUGACUGUAUAAGUUCUCCACAUGGAAGUGGAAUAAAACACUGGUCUUUGCAAGAUAAUGAUGUCAAACACACAACAGAAACUGAAUGCGGCACACUUGUGGCACCAGAACACGCAUCAAUCGAAGUGAAGGUGGAGAAUGAACUCCAUGUGGCCUAUUUUUCUUGCGAGGAAGGUUAUUCUAUAAGUGGUGCGACAAAGCGUCAAUGUCUUUUUGAAGUAUGGUCGGGUCUUGACACGGAGUGCUACGUGGGCAUCGAUCCAGAUGCAGAAAUCUCUCUCAUCAUUGGUGUUUCCUGUGCUGUUGGUGUGUUGAUUAUUAUCGUAAUAUCCUUUCUGGUUUACAGAAAGAUAAAUACGAACACAGACUUGGAUACAAAAUCGCAGUCUGUAACGAUGACACCUAACGUAACGUAUGAAAACAGUACUGUGACCAUCGAAGACCAGCCUACAAACAGGGAUCGGAAAUCCGACCAACCAGAUGUGACUGAACCCGAGCCAUCACCAGAAAUCAUAAUAUGA